Salvelinus sp. IW2-2015 is the source of this 579-nucleotide messenger RNA. NCBI's taxonomy places the organism in Eukaryota, Metazoa, Chordata, Actinopteri, Salmoniformes, Salmonidae. The record is from RefSeq and is a predicted model, not a curated record.
UCUUGGGACUGUGAGUCUUGCCCGAUACAGCUGACAGGAGGACGGAGAGAAAUAGAAAAUCAGCRAUACCCUACUUCUGCCACCUAAUUCAUAUUCAGGAUGCCCCUCCCCAUAUAACCUACUAUGUCGCCUGUGGACAUCCUCUCUGCAGCACAAUGUCUUGUGCAGCCUACUUAGAUGGCAACGCAACGCCAAAGUCCAUGAGCAGAGCCAAACAAUGGACUGACGAGGUGGAGAACUUAUACAGAUUCCAACAGGCAGGCUACAGAGAUGAACUGGAAUACAAACAAGUAAAGCAAGUUGACUUGAUCGACAGGUGGCCUGAGACWGGGUUUGUGAAGAAGCUUCAGCGUCGAGACAACACAUUCUAUUACUACAACAGAAAAAGAGAAUGUGAAGACAGGGAAGUCCAUAAAGUGAAGGUCUAUGCAUAUUAAAUCAMCAGUGUCCAGCAAUCUCUUUUCCAUUUUGAAUAUCUUUUGUCAUGUUUUUGAAGACGUCUGUAGGAAGGAAGGCAYCACCAUCCCAGCUGUGGAAUGUAGACCAGUUCACUGAAUAAAGGAUGUGAGGCUGAGGCUG